AAGAUCUUUCUCUUCUAAACUGUAUGUUCAGGAACAACAACAAUACUUCAUUUAAAAGAAUUUUCUUUACAAUUCCUAAUUAGAACAAAUGGAAAGGAGCAGAAAGUCCAAUUAUGAGAAACGGUUCAUGGGAAUCGCAAUGUUAAAGCAGGAACAAACCUUCAGAGAACAGGUGAAUGAACUUCAUCGUUUAUAUCGAAUACAAAAGAGGCUCAUGGAAAAUGUUAAAGUAAACCAACAAAAACUUGAACUAUAUCAUAAUCUACCAGAGAGCUGUUUAAAAUCCUUUAGCAAUGAAAAAUCAAAUUAUGACAAAAAUAUAGUCAUGGGAUUGAAUAUAAUGAGGCAUGAUCAUCAAGUAGUAUUAGUGAGCACCAAUCCAAGAUUGUUGUAUGAUACUGAAGAACACAUUGCAGAAUCAAAAGGUAAUAAUGAUUCAAUGAAGAUGAUAGACGAUGAGGGUGAGAUUGAGUUAACUUUAACAUUAGGUCCAUCUUUUAUCAACCCUAGAAGAAGAAAAACAGGUAAGUCAGAGUCGGGUCAAAGCAUAUCAUCGUCUUCAACCGGAUCAAGCCAGACACGAAAAACAAGUCCUAAGGAGAACAAUGGUAGAAUCUCUACAACAAAAUGGGAUGGUUUUACUCAUCAAGAUUCGAGGAUCGAACCGGGUUAUGUUAAUGAGCAAAAAAAUAGUAAUCCUCCAUGGAUGUAUCAAGCUUUGAGCUUGAAGCUAGCAUAACUUAAUAAUCCACUAGUCAGUAGAUUGUUAGUUUUGUGAAGCAUUUUCUUUUUUUAUUCUUUAAUUUCGUAUCCUCCUUAUUUGUGAAUAAAAUAUAAGCAACACUUCUAUUA
This is a messenger RNA of Amaranthus tricolor (Joseph's coat), 852 nucleotides long. RefSeq lists its product as uncharacterized. Bases 89 to 739 code for a protein of 216 amino acids. The transcript has 2 exons. The record is from RefSeq and is a predicted model, not a curated record. Lineage: Eukaryota; Viridiplantae; Streptophyta; Magnoliopsida; Caryophyllales; Amaranthaceae.